Molecule: messenger RNA, 684 nt
Organism: Mollisia scopiformis
Lineage: Eukaryota; Fungi; Ascomycota; Leotiomycetes; Helotiales; Mollisiaceae
Exons: 2
Coding region: 380-625 (81 amino acids)
Source: RefSeq, a predicted model, not a curated record
ACGGCUGUCUCAGUAACCCAUCGCACAAUUCACGACAACCCCAACUUGUUCCCGCAACCAGAAAACUUCGAUCCACUACGCUGGCUCGGGACUAAUAACAAGGAGCUGGAUUACUGGAACGUGUCGUUUUCUAAGGGACCUAGGAGGUGUCUUGGAAUGAAUCUAGCAUACCUAGAAAUUUAUAUGUGCCUCGCAACUUUCAUAUUGCAUUUCGAUAUGCGUUUAUUCGAGACGGACGAGCGGAGCAUGGAGUGGUGGGAUAAAGGGAUUACGGUCAAUCGCAAGCAUGUGAAAGUAGUAGCUAUUAAAAGAGAGCUAGUGGUCAGAGUCUGAACAAACAUGGCGAAUAGUAUCGAAUUUGUCGUCUCCUGGAAGCGAGAUGAAGCCAUUGACAGGCAGGGAGACGGGUCGCAGGAGGCUCGCAAUGAUGGGAGAAAUUCUCGGUAUUCCGUAUGGCGCUGAAGCCCUGGUUGUGGGAUUUUUGGAUAUGAUGCACGCUACUGAUGCGGUGUUGCUGUUGCUGAUUAGCUUGUGGUUUAGCUUUGAAACAGUUGAGACUCGUACUCUAGCAUGGCCAUGGCCGAGAUUCUGUCGGCUGUCUCUGGUUGAGCGCGAGACGAAGUAGGCAUUCCUUCACUUCAAUGAUAGGAGAGUAAACAAUGCAAUCAUUCAUUUAGGUCGAGG